UUGCCGUGACUUUCAAUCAGUUAUAAUGGCAACGGAGCCGCGCAGCUAGCAGAGUCAAUGUUCCACUGACUGACUUAAAAACCUUAAACUCAUUUGUACAACUUUUAUGUAUAAUAUAUACAAAUCAUACUCACGCACACACAUUUGAAGGUUUCGAGUUUGAAAACGUGUUUGUUUCGACUAAAAUAGCAGCUGAAGCGAGUGAAAAUAAAAAUAAAUAAAAACAAUACAAAAGAUGGCCAAUAAAACUGCACCGGGUACCAUUAACAAUUCCUAUGAAUUGGAUCAUUCGGAUCCAGAGACUGCCAAAGAAUAUAAUAAGACUGACUUUCAACUUGAAACCCUGCAUGAUCAUGAUCCUUUAGAAAAUGGAGAGAUUAUUGCAAAGAAAUCGAAGGAGCCGCUUCCGAAAUGGAUUAAAAUUUGCAUCCAUUUGAUAACACAAGGCCUGAUCAUAGCUUACUUCGUCUAUGCCACAUAUCACUACCACGAUUUGAACACAUAUGAUUGCACAUGGGAUGACACAUUGCCGCUAUGUGGCAUACGUUUCUGCACUGGCUACGGCAUGCUUCUACUGCUGCUAGGAUUCAUUUACUUCGGCCUGUUCUACUAUCAAAUAUUCAAGCCAAAACUCGGACGUAUGCUGCACAGAAACUAUCUGCAUCCGGCGUCAAUUAAAUGGCACAAAUUCAGCAGAACGCGCGUGGUGUCUGCGGUAAUGAUAGUCAUACUGUUCGUCCUGCUGGCCAUCUAUCUGUACUUCGAGACCAGGAAUGAGCCAAGGAAACUGGUGUCCUUGGUGGCGCCUUGCUUCUUCAUACUCUGCGGCUGGAUCUUCUCCACGAAACGCAGCGAAAUCAAAUGGCGCAUUGUGAUCACUGGCAUCACGUGCCAAUUUCUGCUCGGCGUCUUUUGCAUACGCUGGGAUGUGGGUCGAAGUAUCUUCGAGUGUCUGGGCAACAAGGUGGCCACAUUUUUGGAUUAUGGCGUCGACGGUGCACGCUUUGUAUUUGGAGAUCUCCUGAUCGAUAACAAUGUCUUUGCCUUUGCCAUAUUGCCGGUGAUAUUCUUCUUCAGCUUCUUCAUCAAUGUGCUCUACUAUCUGGGCACCAUGCAAUGGGUGGUAAUCAAACUGGGCUGGAUCCUGCAGGCGAUACUGGGCACAACCGUCUGUGAAAGCGUCACGGCUGCGGCCAACAUCUUUCUCGGCAUGUCCGAGAGUCCAAUGCUCAUUCGACCCUACAUCAACAAGCUGACCAAGAGUGAAAUUCACAGCAUCAUGGUGUCGGGCUUUGCUACCGUGUCUGGCACAGUGUUGGCUGCGUAUUUAUCCUUUGGCGCAUCGCCUGCGCAUUUGAUUACAUCCUCGGUGAUGGCGGCACCUGCCACACUGGCCAUCUCGAAGCUGUACAUGCCCGAGACGGAAGUGAGUCAGACCUCAAGUGAUACGAUACAGCUGGAAAAAUCUGAGGAUUCGUCGCUGCUGGAUGCCGCUUCGAGUGGCGCCUCCAAUGCUGUGCCCAUUGUGCUGGGCAUUAUUGCCAACAUUGUGGCAUUUGUGGCAUUCAUUGCAUUCCUCAAUGGCGUUGUCAGCUGGUUUGGCUUCCUCGUUGGCCAUGAAGAGAUCGACUUUGAGUGGAUAUUCUCCAAGAUCUUUAUACCGCUUGCCUGGUCCAUGGGUGUGCCAUGGGAGGACUGCGAUAUCAUAGCUAAAGUGAUUGCCACCAAGACGAUAAUCAAUGAGUUUGUGGCCUACGAACGUCUGGGCCAGUACAUUGAAAACGGUGACAUUACCGCUCGCAGUGCUGGCAUUGCCACAUUCGCCAUCUGUGGCUUCGCCAAUCCCAGUUCGUUGGGCAUUCUCAUCGGAUCGCUGAGUGCCAUGGCCCCAAAACGUCGGAGCACAAUCACUUCGGUGGCAGUCAGAGCCUUCGUUGUGGGCAGCAUCGUUUGCUUCAUCUCGGCUAGUUUUGCAGGCAUUUUGAUACAAGAGGAGGAAGAAAGUUAUAAUUAUAGGCAAAUAUUUGAGAAAUUGGGGCGCAGAAAUCAAACGAUUUAAAGGGGCACAAUGUUACAAAAUAUAUAUUUAUUUCACCAGAA
Messenger RNA from Drosophila albomicans, 2100 nucleotides. RefSeq names its product solute carrier family 28 member 3 (gene CNT2). Lineage: Eukaryota; Metazoa; Arthropoda; Insecta; Diptera; Drosophilidae. Gene Ontology annotation, biological process: nucleoside transmembrane transport. Gene Ontology annotation, molecular function: nucleoside:sodium symporter activity. The transcript is spliced from 9 exons. The record is from RefSeq and is a predicted model, not a curated record. Bases 236 to 2059 code for a protein of 607 amino acids. Gene Ontology annotation, cellular component: membrane.